AUGACCGUGUUAGUAGGCUGUGUUUUCAACCAAAACUUCCUGCCUAGAAGCAUAAAUUUUGACGUCCAAGUCUCCCUCAUUCUACAAACUAUGCCUAACCCUGGAGCUUUUAAAGGCGCUCGCAAAGACUUUUUGAUGACUCAGAAAGAAGAGUAUGCGAAAGCUGUCGAGGCCAACCAUGUCGGAGAGACGCUAAUGAACAUCAACCGGCGUUUCUUCAAACGAUUUCCGUUGACAAUGCCUGCGGACUAUGAGCCGACGGAGGAAUCUCUGCGCGCAGUGGAUGAUGACGCCCCGGAACCUGAUGUGCCAGAGCCAAACCGCGAAACGAUGUCGGAAGAGGAGUUCUCCAAGGUUGUGGCAGAGGUCAAAGCCAGAAACUCUCGGCGAGAAGCAAUCUCUGGACAAAUAAAGCGAUGGUUUGUCUAUCAAUAUAAUAAAGAGCACCAUCCCAAGAAGCUCAGCGAGAGCACACUAUUGAGCUUACUGCAGAAGCUUGCUGGGAAAGACACAUCACGCCCACGCAUGAAGUCAGACGUCAACACAUGGCGCAAGUCCCAGCGUAAUGCCAUCGAUGAUCGAUACGAGGCUGAGGUUGCGCGCGCGCUUGCCAGAGGAGAACCAAUGAAAAAAUCCAACAAGGCCGCAGAUCGUGAUAGGAUUGCGAGGGAAAUGUUUGCGGAACUGUCAAAAACUGAGCAAGAAGCGUGGCACAGGAAAAGUGAAGAAGACCAUGCUGAAGCAAUAGCGGCAUAUAAAGCUUCGUGGUCGCCGUCAAAGAGCCCUGCAGAUAGACAACGAGCAAUCAACAGUCUGGUUAAAGUCAUGGAACCGAUUUUGGACAUUGCAAGCGAGACAACUGGCUGGAAGUUAAUGCUAGUUGCAGGAGGUCCAGAGCCUGCAAAAGGUGGCGAUUUAAGUGUGAUAACGAUGCAUUCCGGCGAGACCCCCGGUGACAUAAAAAUGAAUCUCGGUCAGACCGAACGUCAUAAGUUUAAAAACUAUAUGAUUCCGUUGUUUGGUACCUUUUUACACAAGUGUUACACUCCGGAAGAAUGCAGGUCUCGCGCGCUCCCAAAGGAUGAUAUGGACGGGUUGGUACCUGCCGCCGCUUUGCUUCAGAAUGAAAAUGAAAGCACGUCAGUACACGGUAUAGCUUUCAGAGUACCGCCAACCGGAGUCUCGGCAGAAACAGAAAAUCUAAUGGCGCCGGAGGUUCUUCCAGAACAUGAGUCUGCAAGCACAAGCGCAAGAGUCAAUGACAACACACGUCAAGGUGAUGCCGAAAAUCCAUUUCCUUUCGAUCCUCUGCCAGAAUCUCCUCAGGCGUCUCCGUGCGUGUCGCGCGCCGUCUCUCCCGUUUUCACCAGGUCUCCGGCUCGCAUUCCCACUGCAUCAAGCUCCGUAUCAGUGCCGGAUGUUCCGGAUGUUAUUCGCAAUGCCGAGCAACCGUCGAAUCAAGCGGGACCAAUAGUGCAGACGGUGCCUGUUGCUACCUCCGCUGCUGCGCCGCCUGCCACCAUACCUCGUGCACAAUCUCCCUCUCCCUCAGUUGCCCCGACUUCCUUGCAAAGCGGUGCCCCUUUGCAGGUAGCGCCUGCAGAAAAUUCUAUUGAUACGUCUGAGCCCUCGACCGCGUCACCUAACAAUCCACCAGUGGCCAAGAAAUCUGGGAAGAAGAAGGCCAAGGGUGCCAAGAAGUCAACGACGUCUGCUCCACCUGUGGAACGGCCGAAGCGCAAGGCUCAACCCCAACCGUCAACAACACCAGCGCCUCCAAAAAAGCGAGUUAAACCAUCGUGGCACUACGAAGAUGAGCAAGGAAACCCUAUUGAUAAAUAUGGACGUCGUAUUGACGCCCAGGGCAACGUGAUUCCAGACGUGACUGAUUCUGCGGCGAGUUUAGGAAAUGAGACGGCGGGUGUGGCAAGCGCAAGUACUACGACAACUACUGAAGAACAUUGUAACCAACCUACUGUGUUGCACUGCAAAGUUGAAAUGCAUACCCGGUUUUCUGAGGCCGGAUACCGAGAGCCUGGAGGAGCCUGGGCAUGUGGUGUGAUAGGCGAGAGCCGCAAGCCAAAUGGAUCCAGUGGGGGGCGGAUGAUGCUGCCAAGCUGGGAUAGACAGGAACCAUCCAUCGCGUCUAAAAAUACGCCUGCAUCACUGAUGAAUGAUCAUCAGAGGCAGUGCCAGGCCCAGACCAGGGUGGGCACAGAGGCAGUGCCAGGCCCAGACCAGGGUGGGCAGGGGUGGGCCGAGAUUGCGUCUAAAAAUAUACUUGCAUCACUGAUGAGUGAUCAUCAGGAGGCUGUGUGCGGUCCAGACCAGCAAGGGCGGUGGGCACACGGCUACUGCACCCGCGAACAUCCCAAUCGGGAAGGCGCGCAUUUAAUUCCCCCGCGUCAUCCAAACCCACCCCGACCAAUCCAUCCCGCCACCACCCCCAAACCCUGCGCAAACAACGCCGCCGCAUUCUAG
Messenger RNA from Psilocybe cubensis, 2481 nucleotides. RefSeq lists its product as uncharacterized. Bases 1 to 2481 code for a protein of 826 amino acids. NCBI's taxonomy places the organism in Eukaryota, Fungi, Basidiomycota, Agaricomycetes, Agaricales, Agrocybaceae. The transcript is spliced from 8 exons. The record is from RefSeq and is a predicted model, not a curated record.